GCAGAAACGGAGUACCGGGGUUCGGACAAGAGCCCAGUAGGCGAGAGUGCAAGUGAUGACUCAUAAGGAAGCUGCGGCCACCGACGUAAUCACGAGUACCUUGCCUGUUAACUCUGAUUAUGCGCAUGUUUUAUUUGAUUCGGGUGCGUCGCACUCUUUUAUUGCUCGAUCUUAUGUUUUGAAACGAGCUUUGCCUGUUGAUACCUCUGAUUGUGAACUGCAUGUGGACACCCCUUUAGGAGGGGUGAUGACUACUAGGGAGGUGUGUAGAACUGUGGAUAUUUAUGUUGAUGGUAGACAGUUGAGUGCUAGUUUAUUUGUUUUAGAUAUCUCCGACUUUGAUAUCAUUUUGGGGAUGGAUUGGUUGUCAAAACAUUUUGCCUCUAUAGACUGUUAUCGGAAAUGGAUAAUUUUUAAUAUUCCUGGUUUCCUAGUCUCUGUUAUUGAUGCUAGUAGUGUGAAAUCGAGACUAGAAGACAUACCAGUGGUGCAUGAGUUUCCGAAUGUAUUUCCGGAGGAUCUCCCAGGUUUACCUCUGGAUAGAGAGGUUGAAUUUGCUAUUGACCUUGUUCCUGGCAUUGGACCCGUUUCCAAAGCACCAUACCGUAUGGCUCCUGUAGAAUUGAAGGAGUUAAAGGUCCAGCUGGAGGAACUCCUUGAGAAAGGGUUUAUACGCCCUAGUGUAUCACCUUGGGGAGCUCCAGUGUUGUCUGUCAAGAAGAAGGAUGGGAGCAUGAGGCUAUGCAUUGAUUACCGGGAAUUGAAUAAGGUGACUGUGAAGAACCGGUAUCCCCUUCCUAGAAUUGAUGACUUGUUUGACCAGCUCAAGGGUGCUCAGGUAUUUUCUAAGAUUGAUCUUCAAUCUGGCUACCACCAGGUGAAGAUUAAACCAGAUGAUGUGCCAAAGAUUGCCUUUCGCACCCGUUGUGGUCAUUAUGAGUUCAUAGUCAUGCCAUUUGACUUGACAAAUGCCCCUGCCAGAUUUACGGAUUUGAUGAAUCGAGUGUUUAGCAAGUACUUAGACCAGUUUGUGGUUGUCUUUAUUGACGACAUUUUGGUCUACUCUUCUAGCCAUGCUCUUCAUGAGAAGCACUUGAAGACAGUCCUCAAGACGUUGAGAAGGGAGAGGCUGUUUGCUAAAUUCAAGGAGUGUGAAUUUUGGCUAGAUAAUGUUGCAUUCCUAGGUCACGUUGUGACUAAGGAUGGAAUUUCUGUUGACCCCCAGAAGAUUGAGGCCGUGAUACUUGAGGACAUGUUGAGGGCUUGUGUUCUAGAUUGGAAGGGUUCGUGGGAUCAACACUUAUCCAUGGCUGAAUUUGCAUACAAUAAUAGUUAUCAGUCCAGCAUCCACAUGGCAUCGUUUGAGGCUUUGUAUGGUCGAAGGUGUAGAUCACCUGUUCGUUGGACGGAAGUGGGCGAAAGGAGCAUUUUAGGCCCAGAAUUGGUGCAUCAAUCUUCUGAGAUUGUGCAAUUGAUCAAGGAACGCCUUUGUGCUGCACAAAGCAGGCAGAAAAGCUAUGCGGAUAGAAGGAGACGAGACCUCGAGUUUGAAGUUGGUGACCAUGUAUUUUUGAAGGUGUCACCCACUCGAGGUGUUCUUAGGUUUGGCAUCCGGGGAAAAUUGAGUCCGAGGUAUAUUGGACCAUAUCCCAUCCUAGAAAGGAUUGGCGAGGUAGCUUAUAAAUUGGAGUUGCCUGGAAAUCUAGCGGGUGUUCAUGAUGUGUUUCAUGUGUCUUUACUUCGGAAGUAUGUUCCCGACCCGAAUCACAUCAUUAAUCCCGAACCAAUUCAACUCCGAGAGGAUCUCACUUAUGACGAGCACCCGAUCCGCAUUUUAGAUUUCAAGGAGAGAAUAAUGCGGAGAAAGACCAUUCGUUUUGUUAAGGUCCUCUGGGACAACCAUUCGGUUGAAGAAGCUACUUGGGAGUUGGAAUCCAAGAUGAGAAAAGCCGUUGGAUCUGCUCUGCUUCUCCCUUCCCUGCUGCCCGCUGUUGCUGGGUACAAGCUCCAGUUUUUCCUGUGGUUCCCGAAUUUCUCCCCAAUUUUCCCGCCGGCUCUUCCCCUCAAUCUACAGCUCCAGCUUGCUAAUGAAGCCAUUAGUUCGGUUCUAGUAAGAGAAGAAACCAAGCAGCAGAAACCAAUCUAUUAUAUCAGCAGUGUACUGCACGGGGCAGAGCUGAGGUAUCCUAUAGCUGAGAAAGUAGCAUUAACAGUUGUCACUUCGGCUAGGAAGUUGAGGCCAUAUUUCCAAUCACACCCAAUUAUCGUUCUCACAGAUCAACCUCUCCACAAAGGUUUAAGAGUGGGCGCUCUCUUGAUUGGUCUAGAGGGUUAUCGAAGCGAACAUGCUUUGAAAUUCAACUUUGAUGCAACAAAUAACAUGGCUGAAUAUGAAGCUCUGCUACUUGGCCUACAGCUAGCAUUGGAGUUAAAAGUUAGUGCAAUUCAAGUAUAUAGUGACUCCCAAUUGGUAGUAAACCAAAUCAACUCAAUCUACGAAGUCGUUGAUCCUGUGAUGGUAAAAUAUACAACCUUGGUGGCCGAGCUGAAAUGCAAAUUCCAGAAAUUCUGUCUGAGCAAAAUCCCCCGAGCUGAGAAUGAACAGGCAGAUUCACUCUCCAAGUUUGCCUCUGAUAGCUCUUUAAGUUCCAGAUCCGUUUUUGUAAAGGUCUUAGAUGAACCAAGCUUCAUGAAGCCUCGGGUGAUGGAGAUUAGCACAAACCCUGACACGCCGAGCUGGACUGAUUCAAUCAUCUCCUUUUUGCGAGAUGGGAUAGUACCUGAGGACAGGCAGGAGGCAAUGAAGUUGAGGAAGAAAGCAUCUUGGUAUACACUCGUUGACGGGGUCUUAUAUAAGAGAUCUUUCUCACUUCCUCUUCUACGGUGUUUAAACCCCUAUGAAGCUGAAUAUGCACUUCGAGAGGUGCAUGAAGGUGUCUGUGGGAGCCAUGUUGGUGCUAGGACUAUAGCUCACAAAGUCUUAAGGCAAGGAUAUUACUGGCCAAACAUGCAUAAAGAUGCCACUUACUUUGUUCAGAAAUGCCCGAAAUGCCCAUUCGUGAAAGGGGUUGGUGGUGUAACCCAUCUGGUUGUUGGUGUGGAUUAUUUCACAAAGUGGGUUAAAGCUCGGCCAUUAUCUAGUCUUACCUCCAAGAAGGUCGAAGACUUUGUUUUUAGCUCGAUCAUCUGCAGAUAUGGGAUCCCGAAUCAAAUUGUGGCUGAUAAUGGAACUCAAUUCAAUUGCUCCUCAUUCCGAGAUUUCUGUUCCAGUUAUGGGAUCAAGUUACAGUUCACCUCCGUUUACCAUCCAAAGUCCAAUGGCAUGGUUGAAUCUGUUAACAAAUGCAUUUUAGAAGGUAUAAAGCCGAGAUUGGAACAGCAUAAAACCAAAUGGGCAGAUGAGCUCAACAACGUCCUUUGGGCAUAUAGAACCACGAGCCGAACUGCCACAGGUGAAACACCCUAUCAUCUCGCCUUCGGUACCGAAGCAGUCAUUCCUAUUGAAAUAGGAGUCCUAAACUUCUGGGUCACCCAUUUCGAUGAAGGAAGAAAUGGACAACUGCUUCGGGAAAACCUUGAUCUGCUUGCUGAAGUCAGAGAAGAAGCUCGGCUUCGAACUCUUGGUUUGAAACUCGUUUUGGCAAACUCGCCUCGAAUUGGGAAGGCCCUUAUACCGUGGCCAAGGUGCCACAUCCUGGUGCCUAUGUCCUCCAAGACGCUAAAAAAGAGUUCCUAGAGUCUGGAAUGUCAAUAACUUGAAGAAAUUUUACCCCUAAUGAAAUUCUUUCAAGUGAUCUAUGUCUUACUGUUCUUUAUGCUUCUCACUUCGUGUUUGUUGAGAUUGAUUUUACCUCUUAUUCUAUGAAUCCGAGGUCAAUCAGUUCAUUCAUUCCUUGAACCUCACUUCUGAUUAAUAAAUGUCACUUCACAUA
This is a messenger RNA of Rubroshorea leprosula, 3932 nucleotides long. The record is from the annotation of a GenBank genome assembly. Lineage: Eukaryota; Viridiplantae; Streptophyta; Magnoliopsida; Malvales; Dipterocarpaceae.